Messenger RNA from Hydatigera taeniaeformis, 255 nucleotides. NCBI's taxonomy places the organism in Eukaryota, Metazoa, Platyhelminthes, Cestoda, Cyclophyllidea, Taeniidae. The record is from the annotation of a GenBank genome assembly.
AUGAGCCCUUGCAAUUCCCCUGAACACAACUCUCCAGAUUGGGGUCCGGGUGUCAUGGAUGAUGGGGAUUAUCUUGUAGAAGGCGAGCCUUUUGAGGUUGUAGAAGCUCCUUCAGAUCAAGAAACUGCCUCUGAUCCUGAAGGAGAAAUGCAAGAAACCACUCCAAUCUCCGAUAACUCCAAGUUGGUGUUGAAAAAGCACAAGGGUAUGCUUCGUAGUCUCUAUUUCAUAGUCUUUUUUACAUGGCUUUGCUGA